Messenger RNA from Lathyrus oleraceus (garden pea), 789 nucleotides. RefSeq lists its product as uncharacterized. The transcript is spliced from 2 exons. Bases 1 to 789 code for a protein of 262 amino acids. Lineage: Eukaryota; Viridiplantae; Streptophyta; Magnoliopsida; Fabales; Fabaceae. The record is from RefSeq and is a predicted model, not a curated record.
AUGGUUCAAUGCUACUGUUGUGAUAGGUUUGACCACUUUGCUAAGGAUUGUUGGUCAAACAAGGAAAAUAAGUCAGAAGAAGAAAACAUAACCAGAGGAGAUUUUGAUGAUGAACCUGUGUUAUUUAUGGCUUAUGAGUCUAAUGAUGAUGAACCUAUGAGAUUGACAAUUUUUUAUUCUAAAGGAGAUUCUGAGUAUGACUCAGAGUCAGAAGAUGACUAUGAAUAUGAAGUCGAGUCUGAUUUUGAAUAUGAGUCUGAAUCUAAAGGUUCUGAAGAAGAGUCAGAAUCUGAGGGUUCUGAAGAUGAGUCAGAGUCAGAAGAUGACUCUGAAGUUAAAGAUGACUUAGAGUCUGAAGGUGACUCUGAAGAUGAAGAAGACUCUGAAGGCGAGUCUGAUUUUGAAGGUGAAUCUGAUUCUGGUCUAGAAUCUGGAGGUCAUCCAAACUCUGAAAAUGGAGCUUAUGGAGUUGGAGUUAUUGAAGGAAGAGCUUUUGAAGGUGGAGGCUCUGAAGGUGAUCCAACAUCUGAGGGUGGUCAAGCAUCCGAUAUUGUUCAGAAUGAUAAGGAGAUUUUGAACAAAGUUGACAAAAUAAGUAUUUCUGGAUAUUUGUUUAAGUAUCUGGCAAGUCAUAUUUCUUGCUGUUCCAAGAAGCAACCAGUUGUUGCUUUGUCAACCUGUGAAGCUGAAUAUAUUUCAGGUGUUGUGGCUGCAUGUCAAGCUGUUUGGCUUCUGAAUUUACUGCAGGAUCUAGAUCAAGGUAAACAAGCCUCUGAAGUUGAUGAUUGA